Messenger RNA from Apis laboriosa (Himalayan honeybee), 673 nucleotides. RefSeq lists its product as uncharacterized. The transcript is spliced from 3 exons. The coding region runs from base 1 to 546 and encodes 181 amino acids. The record is from RefSeq and is a predicted model, not a curated record. Lineage: Eukaryota; Metazoa; Arthropoda; Insecta; Hymenoptera; Apidae.
AUGAACGAUCGCGAUGAAUUUCUAACGAGAAAAUUCAAAACGGAUCAAAUUUCGAUAGAGAAGAUGACGAAAGAGGAAUUCGAUUUUGCGAAGAGCACCGAAAGUGAGAUAUUGAAAAUUUUUCAAGCUCUAUUGUUAUCCAUAUGUAUGUUGCUUUUGAGUUAUCACAGCGUUCGUUAUGGCCGAACCGAGUACAGUAUCUUGGAAAAUGGUGAAAUCACCGAGGGUUAUGCUCAUAAGGCUGUGGUCACGUUGAGUUUAGGUUAUUCCACACCCUACGCGAUCGUCUCUUUCCUGGCAAUCGGCAUGCUUGCUUACUCUUUGAUCUCGAAAAAUCCACGUUGGAGUAUUCCAUCUAUAGUACUUUAUCUUGCCGACCUGGUUUGCAGUAUCAGUGGCGCCAUCGUCGCAAUUUGGUUAUUUUUCUCUCAUUUCCCAUUCGUAACAGCCUUGUCUUACACGUUAGGAACGAUUUUGCUAAUACUUGGAGAAAUUUGGAUGUGGCUAGGCGUCCUUCGAUUGUACGAGCAAAGAACUUUCAAAUGAACUUUUCGAUCGAUCAACGACGAUUGACGGGAGAAGCUAAAAAAGAAAGAAAGAAAGAAAAAAAAAAAAAACGAGUGGACGACACGUUUUGUUUAAAAUUAUAUUUUAUGAGCUACAUGUGUACAGU